AUGGCCGGAACGGAUAGCGAAACGGGCGGUGCUGGUAACAGGGGUUUCGUCAGGAAUGUGGCGAAACAAGACCCACGAUUGCUCCUAGAAAAGCUUGACACGCCCACAUUGGUGGCUCCAGAACUCGAACUCGGCCCUAAGAACCGCGUAGGCGCGUACCUGAAAACACUCGAUAAGCUAUCCGACGCGCUGCGGUUCUUCGAAGCGCAUAAUUAUCUGGGCAGUUGCCGAUUGGAGCUGCGGCAGGGAAGGGCGCUGAUGGACGUUGCUGUGGCGCGACUGGGAGAGGAGUUUGGGGAGGUGCUGUGCGGUGGAAGGAUGGUCCGAGGGAGAGGAGACGGCUCUGCUUCUUUUGUUGAGUCUCUUCGAAACGCCUCCACCCCCGCCCCACCCGCCUCUCCACACCCGCCUCUCCAACCUACCCACAGCAUAACACCGGACCGAGGGUCAUUACUCAAAGCAGCCACAGGCAAGAUGUGUUUUGAGUCUCUCAAAAUGCGCCCCACCUCCCUCCCCACCCGUCUCUCCACCCCACCCGCCUCUUCCCACGCGCCUUUCCACCCAAGCCACAGCAUAACACCAGACCGAGGGUCAUUGCUCCAAUCAGCCGCAGGCAAGAUGCCGGGUGAGGUUGUGACGCCCGCACCUCCGCUAAGGCCUGAGGCUGUGACGCAGCUUCGGCCCAUGGCUGCUUGGAUGCUGAGCAAUGGAUACGAGUCUUCGUGCCUCUCGGUGUACGAGCAGUGCCGCGCGGCUGCUCUCCUGCAGUGCGUCACGCAGCUAAGCGGCAGCGCAGCAGCGUUGGGACCCGAUGAGGUGGCUGCGUUGUCCUGGGAGGAGCGAGAUCCCCUCUUGAAGCUAUGGGUGCUGCUUUUGGUUGGUCCAGAGACAGAGCUGUUCCGAGCCAUCAUCAACCUGAAUAAAGAGACAGAACCGUCGUCCAACAACGCUCGAGCGAGGUGCCUUGCAGGCGUGGUGCUGCCCUCGCUGACGCUGCUGCACUCCUCUGCCUGCGUGGUAGCGGGGUUGUGUUGGGAACCGCAGCACCUCUUCCCGCUGCUGCAUGUGGUGCAGGCACUGCUGACGCUGCAACCAGCGGUAGAAAAGCAAUUUCCGGGGGAGGCAGGACAGGAGGUGCGGCGUCUCUUUCUCCUCAUCUGCUCCUCCCUCUGCGCCGCCGUGCGGGAGCAUAGCAAGAGGGUUGUGAGGACCCUGUACCUAAGUUCGCUGCUGCUGGUGUAUGGAGGAGAAGAGGGAGACGAGGAGGUGGGGGCGGCACGGGUGGGAGCGGCACGGGUGGGGGUGGCAUCACGGCUGCUGCUGGCGGCUCUGAAGCCGAAUCUGGAGCGCAUGGGAGACGCGUUCUACUGGGGCUUACUUGUACCCUCUCAUCACAGUAGAUGGGAGGGGAACGAGGAGGUGGGAGUGGCACGAGUGGGGGUGGCAUCACGGCUGCUGCUGGCGGCUCUGAAGCCGAAUCUGGAGCGCAUGGGAGACGCGUUCUAUUGUGAUGAGGGCAUGCAAGCCUUCUUUCUCCUCAACAACUGUGCUUACAUGCUGCACAAGGUGGCAGAGCAUGACGAGGAGCACGUGAAGCAGGUCCUUGGGCAGGCUUGGCUGGACGAGGUUGCAAAGGAGCUGUUGAGACAUCGAGACACGUACAUUCGGUGCAUCAGAGACAAGGUGGCACCAGUGCUGUGGGGUCAUCAAGCGAACGCUCAAGCCUUCACGAAGCAGCUUCAGGCGUUUCACAGCCUGCUGGAUGCCGUUCAGAGGCAGCAGAGCAUGUGGAGCAUUGGGAAUGCCGAUGCGCGGGCAAGCGUGCGGGACGAGGUGGUUUUGCAGGUGCUUCAGCAAUACAGGGACUUUCUGGACCGGCACAGGUCUAUAGUGGAAAGCCGGGCCUGCAAGGUGCAGGUGCCAACAUGGCAGGAGAUGCAUGUUCACCUCACAGAGGUAUUCAACUUUGUUAAGAGGCAAGCACAAUGA
Closterium sp. NIES-65 is the source of this 1989-nucleotide messenger RNA. The record is from the annotation of a GenBank genome assembly. Lineage: Eukaryota; Viridiplantae; Streptophyta; Zygnematophyceae; Desmidiales; Closteriaceae.